CGUAAAGGAUAGGGGGUGGUUAGCGGCGCACUUUGUGUGUGACUAAGCGGUCGCUAUAACCGGCAGGAGGAGGAGCUGGGAAUCAAAGCCAACCGCGGCAUCGCCGCUAGGAGUCAACAAGUACCGACAAUAUGUCCUGUAAGAACAUUUACUACUCGGACAAAUACACAGACGAGAAGUAUGAGUACAGGCAUGUUAUGUUGCCAAAAGAGUUGGCAAAGCAAGUCCCAAAAACACAUCUGAUGUCAGAAGAAGAGUGGCGACGGCUUGGUGUACAGCAAAGCCUUGGUUGGGUCCAUUACAUGAUUCAUGAGCCAGAACCACAUAUUCUACUUUUUAGAAGACCCCUUCCAAAAGACCAACAGAAAUGAAACUACUUCUUUUGAAUCUUUUGUGGAAAUAUGUAUAUAUGGUAGUAUUCAGUGAAUACUUGGACAAUAUGGAUCUAUACAAACACAGCUGUGCACAAGCUGUAUUCUUAACAGCAAGUUAGUGCACUUGCCAGAUGGAGCUGCUAAAUGAUUGGUUUUCAUUUGUCUUUCUGAUGCUCCUAGUGUGCAUCAUUCCUUUACUUGUACCACUUGUUAAAUAAAGUUUACAUGUUGCAUGCAUGUCUGAUCUUA
Molecule: messenger RNA, 623 nt
Organism: Bombina bombina (fire-bellied toad)
Lineage: Eukaryota; Metazoa; Chordata; Amphibia; Anura; Bombinatoridae
Gene: CKS2
Product: CDC28 protein kinase regulatory subunit 2
Exons: 3
Coding region: 132-371 (79 amino acids)
Biological process (GO): regulation of mitotic cell cycle
Cellular component (GO): SCF ubiquitin ligase complex; cyclin-dependent protein kinase holoenzyme complex
Molecular function (GO): cyclin-dependent protein serine/threonine kinase activator activity; ubiquitin binding; protein kinase binding
Source: RefSeq, a predicted model, not a curated record